CUCCCAAUUUAUCCUUUCCUUUGCGAACUUGCUGUAUUUUCUUUGCUUUAUGUUGUACUAGUGCAGGUCAUUCACCUACAAAGUACAAACCCUACGAGUCUGAGUUUAUUUCUUGAGGCAGCCUAAACAAAAAGAACACAAAACAAGGUAUUUCAUCUGGAAAUUUUGAAUGAAAGAGCCGGCUGGUGAGAGGCAAAACCAUGUCAAAUAUACCAAUUUCUCUCUCUGAUCUCUGCCUUACCCUCUUUCGCCUUGCUAUGUCCAUCGCCAAUCCUUGGCCCUUUUCCUAACCAAAUUCUCUUCUACCGCUGCUCCCAAAAUAACAGACACAAAGCUCUCCUCUUUGCUGACGCUGUCCCCUUCACCAUGAGAAAGAUAAGAGGUUUCAAGAUCGGUAAACGGCUUGUCCGAAUCUCGAGAUGGUUCAUCCGCAAAGCUCGGAACCCACGUGGGUACUCUCGCCUGACACAGCAAGGAUCAUUUUGUAAUCCAAUGCCUUUCACGAAGUUCAUCAGUUGGGGUCGCCGCUUGACGAGAGGGGCUAAAUCCAUAUGCUCUGCCAAACCCGGGUCGGGUUACGUUCGUAUUGGUCAAGACCCAAUCAAGGAGCAGCUGAUGGAAGUUCCCAAGGGACACUUGGCAGUCUACGUCGGCCAAGAAGACGGCGACUUUCAUAGAGUUUUGGUUCCGGUUAUUUACUUCAACCACCCUUUGUUCGGCGAGCUACUGAGAGAAGCCGAAGAGGAGUAUGGGUUUAACCACCAAGGUGGGAUCACCAUCCCCUGCCGGUUCUCGGAGUUCGAGAAGGUCAAGACACGUAUCGCUGCCGGAACCGAUGGAAGGAAACCGGCGUGGAAUCGCCACCACCACCAUUGGUGGUAAAAAUCGUUGAUGACGACGAAAAUUAAUUAUGUUGAGUCAGAUUGAGAAUGAUGUUUCAGGGAUUUUUGGUUUAAAGUAGAAUUUGUAUACGUUUUCUCAUUUUACUUUUUAAAAUACAUUUUUACUGUAACGAGUUAGGGAGGUGUACAUUUUGUACAGAAUAUUUUACUUUUAUCUAUUCUGUCGUUUUAA
Messenger RNA from Hibiscus syriacus, 1074 nucleotides. RefSeq names its product auxin-responsive protein SAUR36-like. The record is from RefSeq and is a predicted model, not a curated record. Gene Ontology annotation, biological process: response to auxin. NCBI's taxonomy places the organism in Eukaryota, Viridiplantae, Streptophyta, Magnoliopsida, Malvales, Malvaceae. The coding region runs from base 367 to 882 and encodes 171 amino acids. The transcript has a single exon.